This is a messenger RNA of Naegleria fowleri, 1440 nucleotides long. RefSeq lists its product as uncharacterized. The transcript has a single exon. The record is from RefSeq and is a predicted model, not a curated record. Bases 1 to 1440 code for a protein of 479 amino acids. Lineage: Eukaryota; Heterolobosea; Eutetramitea; Acrasida; Naegleriidae.
AUGGCUACUGAAGAUCACAACAAUAAUUCUACAUCGAUUAUGUUAGAUGAGGGCUCUGCCAUUCUUGAUUCUGGUGGUGUUUUCCAUGAUACUCAUGGCUUAACACAUUCAUCAUCAGCAACUACUCCAGAAACAUCUUCGAACAGUACUUCCACCAAUGAGUCAGCAAGAAGAAAACGAGCCUCUUCAUCAGCAUCAUCCACAUCAACACGUCGAACUUCUAAAACAAAAAAGAAAAAGAACCAAGAACAACAAGACGAUGAAUCGUCACCAGAAGAAGAUACUCUCUCUAAUGAGAAUCAAGAAUCUUCUCUUUCUCAUAAUCGAGCUUUACUUCCCAACCAGAGAACUGCUUGUCCUAUGGAGGAAGUUCCUAAUAAUCAACAGGGAAGAUAUUGGAUAUUUGAAAUGCCUCCAAAUGCGGAACCUCUAAAUGAUGUUGUUGUAAGGGUGACCAUGAAAAUUAGAGGAGAAGAAGCCAGAAAUUAUGUUCCAGAAAAAUUGUACAGUUCACACAAAUAUGUGAUCAUGCAUGAAAUUUCAGGAAAGAGUCUCGUGGAAAAAUAUCCACUUAUUGUUUCGAAAAUUCAUGUCAUUAAUCCAGCUACCAGAGAAGAGUUAAAGAAUUCCAAAAAUUCAAGCAAGCUCUGCUUGAUGGGAACCAUGGAAACAGCUCUCACUAAAUUAGCUGGAUCCAAUGGAAAGAAAACAAAAGAAACAUCAUCUUCCUCCGAAGAUGUUGUUAAAGGCCAAAUGAAAGUACAAUUCACAGACGUCAGUUACCAUCACGAAAAAGGUCACUUUGGAUUUAUUAUUCACUACUUUAAUCCUGCAAAUUUAGAGACCCCUCUUUUUUCUUUAAUUGCUCCUCCAUUUAAUGUUUUUGCAAGAAAACCAACCAAUGAGAAUCAAACAGAAACUUUACAACCAACAAAACCAAAGCCAUCAAAAAGAAAACGUAAAUCCGAUAUGGAAAAUGAAGCUGACAAUGUGAGCUCCUCAGCAUUGGAGGCAUCAACAACAGCCACAAGCAGUGCUGAAGCUUCUCAUGCAGCAGGGGAUGCCACAUCUACCACUGCAGUAGUGUCUCCUUCCAAGAAAAAGACAAGACGUCCCAAGAAGCCACAAAAGUCAACAUCCUCUGAAGAAGCACAACAAGCAUCAUCCUACACAGUCCCUGUGGCCUCCACUCAACCCUCCCAAAACUUGCUCGAAUUUAACAAGAAAUUAGAAGCAAUUGUGAAUAUUAAGAAACAAUUAGGUCAAGAUGCAAGUAAGAGAGCAUCCGAAUUGGCCUUACAAAAUCUAAUCACACUAGAUACAUUUGCUUCACAUGAUUUUGUGCUCAGCAACACUCAAACCAAUGGUGGACAACAGAUUUUGAGCUCUACUGAUGCAACAUCAAUAAACCCAGCCACCACGAAUAGCAGUGGGUUAUAA